AUGAAGACGAAUAAACAGCUUAACAAAUUUACAUCGCGUUAUUUUUAUUUUGCAAAACACGACAUUCUGAAUUCAGACUCUAAAAACUUUCAGGGUAAUUUACUACUUUACCUUAGUAACCUCGAUAAAACGAGCUUACAAGAAAAAACAUUUAAUUCGACCACCUUUAAUCUCAAGAUGGAAGACGAUAUGGGACUUGCCAAUUCAUUAAAGAUCAUUGUAUACAGAGUUUACUGA
Vairimorpha ceranae is the source of this 237-nucleotide messenger RNA. RefSeq lists its product as hypothetical. The transcript has a single exon. Lineage: Eukaryota; Fungi; Microsporidia; Nosematidae. The coding region runs from base 1 to 237 and encodes 78 amino acids. The record is from RefSeq and is a predicted model, not a curated record.